AUGGCCAUAAAGAGACCUGAAACGCAAGACAUUGUGUCAAAGCAAGCGUCGGUUGAAAUGAAGAUGAGAGAGAUGCCGCCUGUUGGAUCCAGAUCUCCAUCUUUGUCAACUGACAAAGGGAGGUUACCCGUCACAGAGGACAAUGUGAUCGAGGAUCUUGAUUUGAUGAUGUCCAGAGAUUUGCCCCCAUUGAAAUCAGCUUCUCGGACCAACCUUCUCAUUGUGACGUACAUGCGCAGUGGCUCAUCUCUGACCGGGAACUUGUUCGAGAUGGAUCCGAACGUGUUCUACGUUUUCGAACCCCUGCACGAUCUGAAAUGGUACAAGUGGGGUGAGAACAUACAUCUUCAAUACCUCACGUCAAGGCGAAAUGUCAUGAAGGACUCAAUAUACACCAGAAUUGCUGGCAAGACCAUCCGACGCAUUUUCCGUUGUGAUUUUCCCAAACUUGACAUUGCUACGCUGACCCAAUAUCACAUGCAAUCGAGUGACAGCACCAAAUCCUACCACUACUGCUUACAAAGAUAUCCUGGUGCUCUUAACAUCUUAAAGUGUAUUCCAAUCCUCUACAAGCGCUGCAAGGCCGCUAAGGUGGGAGUCAUAAAGACAAUCGAAUUCCCCAUAAUUUCAGCCAAGUAUCUUGCUACCAAAGACAGAUCUCUGAAGGUGCUCCAUCUCAUUCGCGACCCAAGAGCAACAUUACUUUCGCAAGUUUUACACGGCCGCUUCUCUUGGGACGCCAUUGAGGAGGAAUCGUCACAGUAUUGCAAAAAGGUAUUAGAGGACAUCCAGCUGGUAGAGAUGGGAUUAAAGUUCAAGAUAUGA
Haliotis rubra (blacklip abalone) is the source of this 825-nucleotide messenger RNA. Its product is annotated as carbohydrate sulfotransferase 3-like. Gene Ontology annotation, biological process: N-acetylglucosamine metabolic process; sulfur compound metabolic process. The transcript has 4 exons. NCBI's taxonomy places the organism in Eukaryota, Metazoa, Mollusca, Gastropoda, Lepetellida, Haliotidae. The record is from RefSeq and is a predicted model, not a curated record. Gene Ontology annotation, molecular function: N-acetylglucosamine 6-O-sulfotransferase activity. The coding region runs from base 1 to 825 and encodes 274 amino acids.